AAAAACACGUUACAAACGAAAACCUUUCGCACACCCCGGCGUCAAAACGAGAAUAUAAACCGAGGAGCCGCUUAAAAAAAAAAAAAAAAAAAAGUUGAACUUAUUCAACUUGACUGGCGUUCCGACUCGAAAACUCUUUCUCCGUCGCCCUCCCCGUCGACGUUACUUACGUACGCAGCCGUGGCGUGCCCGCGAGCCAAAUAACAUGGAGUCCUCCGUCUGGCAUCUUCAAGGGAUCCAUGCGAAAACCUGAGCGGCGGUUCGGAAGGACAAGUUUGUCCCCGCGGGAGCAGUCGAAGCCCCCGGCGAGCAUCGUCUCGGGGCGGUGAAACAGCUCCGUCCUCACAACUAUGACGAGCGGUGCUUGAACGAGCCAGCCCUUUUUUUCUACUGCGACCCGCAAGCCAGGCCGAAUUCAGAAGAGGAAGCUGCACAAUGUAGGACGACUGGUCACCAGUGGGACUCCAUACUGCUCUCUGGGGGGAGGGGUGGGGGGACCAUGGAGCCAGAGGGGCGACCCCUAACCCCAGGGACCAGCUAUGGGCCCGCACCCUCCACUUCAGCACAAAACCCCGCCUCCCUCGAAUGCACCUUACAGUCCUCAUGCUCUCCAAAUGUGAGGGACGGCCCGAUGUCUGCCAAACGCUCUCGGGUGGCGCGGGCCGGAGAUGAGGGCCCCGGGUCCGGGCCCAGCGCAGACCCAGGGAGGAGCGCACAGAGGAGAUUCAGGUCCUCAGCCUUUCCUUCCUCCCUAAGCUGGGACUCUGACUCCGAGAGAGAAACACAGGAUGAAGAGGAGCUACAGCACUUUUCUAACCCUCACGGUCUGGCUGCUCACAGCCCGGGAUCCCCUUCUUCUGGACUCAGACUUCAUAGUGAAGAUGAACCUGAAAAACUGCAGCACUUGCAUGGCGAGACCGACUGGUCUACUGCUGUGGAGGGGCAUGCCGGCGACCACGAGAGCAAAAAGACAGAAGAGCCAAAUACGUCUCUGCUCGGCCCAACAGACUUGGCAGACAGCGACGCGUGGAAUGUAUCCGAGCUGUUUCUGUCCAAAGGAAAACCAAAGGAUGGUUGCCAAAUGGAGGAGGAGGAGGAGGAGGAGGAGGAGGAGGAGGAGGAGGAGGAGGAGGAGGAGGAUGAUGAUGAGGUGGGCCAUAGUGAGGGAGAGAAGAGGCCCAAGGGAAAAGAAACCAAGGAGCUUGAGAGGGAUGUGUAUACCUUCCCUGGAGACUCGGACCCCGAGAGUCCCCCUCCCGCCCCCUGGGCUCAUUGCACAUUCAUUCAGCGGUGCCGCAAGAAGAGGGUGCUGCUCAGGCCCUUCUCCGGACUUGGCACCUUAAAGCGCACAUCGCCUGAGGCCAGCAAACGGCCGACUGCUCAAAAAUCCCAAACCACUGAGACGACACAGCUCGAUCGAGGUGCAGGGGUGUAUGAUUUUGAGGAGGCCAGCUUCAGAGAGGCAGCAGUGGAGGAGCCGAUGAAGUUUGGAGGGAAAGGGGACAAUGAAGAAGAGGAAGAAGAGCCGGGUAAAGAAAUCUUCACCUGCGUGGAAUGUAGCAUUUACUUCAAGAAGCAGGUCCACCUGCAGGAGCACAUAGUGGAGCACUGUCAGAGUGGCGCAGCGGGCGGCAGGCGUUCGGGAAAGGGCGGCCGAUUUCGGUGUGUUGAGUGUGGAUGGAACCUGCCAAAUCGGCUCGCACUGGCUGACCACCACAGGAGGCACCAGGAGUCUCGUCUAAAGAUCUUGGAGGAGAUUGAGAAACUGAACGGAAACGGGAAGGUGGGAGAGAUUCAGAAGUUCGACGGUAAGGCGGUGGAGCAUACAAGCUCUGACGGGGCUAUUAUGCGAGACGCGGGCAAAACGCCAGAGCCAGGAACAUCUCCGCCACUUUCCCCGGCCCCGGUUUCAACACCAGACACAGCAGUUCUCGACUCGGACGGCGCUCCUCCGAAUUCAGUUCGAAGUCCGGCUUCGGCCCGAGGUGUUUCCGCCUUACGCCGCCGCUUCGUCUGCACCAAGUGUAACUUCAGCACAAGAACCUCCCAGGCACUGGCCAAUCACACCAAGACCCACAACAGAAAAAAACCCGCUCGCCAGGCUGCCCCCCCGUCCCCUAGUCCACCAUCGUGUUUGGCAUCAACUUCCCUGGCCUGUGGUCAUUGUGCCUUCCUGACCUCCAGUCAAACUGUAAUGAGGGAACACCAGAAACUUGUUCACCCGGCGCAGGUCUCCAUCAGCGGGGCACUGGCUGAUGAGACUGGCCAGCGUUGGAGGUCUGACACGGGCGCUCGUAUAUCAAAACCCAGCCUCGAUUCUGACCGUCUCUCUGGGUCUGGAUCUGGAUCCUCGCACGAUGCAACUCGAGGCGAGAGCCAACAAGGAGCCGCUGCUUCUGAGGGCGGUGCGCCGCCAGAAGGUGCAGCAGCUCGCCCCGCGAGCCAGGUGGUCUUCAAGUGCGUUGGGAACAGGAGAUUCAGCAGAAGAGGGAAGACUUGGACUGAUCUGGCCAAGUUUCUGGAGGAUGACAAGCUGACUGGGAGUGAAGAAGAAGAAGAGCAGAGCACAGAGCUCGACACCGAGUGUUCCCAACGAGAUGCUAACUCAACUGUUGGAGGGAAACCGCACACCAGAGCACGGUCCAGCACAGAGGACUGCUCAGCACAGCAGAGCACCACAUUUUCGCUCCUCCCUGAGAAGUGUGUGACGGACGAAGACAAGCUGGAGGUGGAGAAAGAUGGAAAGGUUUUCUUUCUGAGGAGGAGCAACCGGGUUACCGCUGCUCCCGCGGAAACUGACAGCGAAGACGACGACGACGACGACGACAUUGACAUUGACGAGGAGCACGUGCGACGUCUCCUGUCGGAAGGGUUCUUGGAUGAAGACCCGGACGAGAUCGAUGAAGACUCGGAAGCGCUCAAGAGUGUGGAGAGGAAGUGCCCCUACUGCCCCGAUCGAUUUCAUAAUGGCAUCGGGCUCGCCAAUCACGUGAGGGGCCACCUAAACCGAGUGGGCGUCAGCUACAAUGUGCGUCACUUCAUAUCCCCCGAGGAAGUCAAUGCGAUUGAGAGGAAGUUCUCCUAUCAGAAGAAGAAGAAAAAAGUUGCCAACUUCGACCCGGACACAUUCAGCGUGAUGCACUGCGAGUUCUGCAGCGCCGGCUUCGACACCCGGGCCGGCCUGUCCAGCCACGCCAGGGCCCACCUCCGCGACUUCGGCAUCACCAACUGGGACGUCACCAUCUCGCCUAUCCACAUCCUGAGGGAGCUGUUCUCCAGCAGGCCCGACCUUACGAUCCCCACGGCUCCCCCCCGGAGCACCUACUCGGAGGAGGAGGAGGAAGAGGAGGAAGAAGAGGAAGAGGAGAAGGAGAUGGAGGAGGAAGGGGAGGGAAUUGUUGAGGUGAAGUUGGAGGGGGACACAAGCGAGAGCGUGGCCGUUCCGGAUGCACCGCCCUCAGCAUCUCCUCAACGCUUGAAGGAGGAGGACGGGGUAGAAGAGAGUGGAGGUGAGGAGGAGGAAGCAGCUGAGGAUGAUGAGGACGAGGAGGUGCCCCAGUGUCCAGCACUGGAUGAUCUGAGCUCAAGCCGGACACAGAAAGCCGGCCGGUGCAGUGUGGACUCAGACGGCCUCUCUCCCGAAGAGGAUGCAGACUCCAAGGUCCACGAUUUGAAGUGCGCGGUGUGCGGAGCCCAGUUCGAGACCAGGCGCGGGCUGUCCAGCCACGCCCGCUCUCACCUGCGCCAGCUGGGCGUCGGCGUCUCGGAGAGCAGCGGGGCGCCGAUCAACCUCCUCUACCAAAUUGCCAAGAAGCACCACGCGGGCGGCCAGAUAUCUCUUCCGGAGCCCCUUUCCGCCAAGAACGCCUCUGUCCCUCAGAAGGAUGAGGAGCUAGAAGACAUGGACUUAGACGAGAAAGCCAUUCCCCUCUCCAUCCUGGCCAAAGCGGCGAAAGCAGUGCCACCCUCUUCUUCCUCCACACCGUCACCUUCCCCCGGUGCUUCACCGGCUCUGCCUCACUCCGGCUCCCCGUCCUCAGUUGUGAGGAAAGCCCCUAUAUCCUCUCUGCUGCCCGUGUCUUCCCCCUUGCGCUCCCUUGAGCACAAGGCCGGGGGAAUGAAAGGCUUGACCUCUAACCUCUCUGCCAACGUCACGACCAAACCCACCUGGGCACCGCAGGAGAAUGACGCUCCUCUCAACCUCACACUGGAGGUGGACCCUAACAAGGAUAUCGUCUGUCAGCUGUGCGGCGCCUGGUUCGAGACUCGGAAAGGUUUGUCCAGCCACGCGCGGGCCCACCUGCGGCACUUUGGGGUGGAGUACUCCGAAUCCAAGGGCUCACCCAUCGACCUGCUGAACCAGCUCAUCAACACGGACGACUUCAAGCACAAAGCCGGCGCGCUGCAGCUCGACGGCCGCGCAAGGCCGCGGGGCCUCGCCACCACACUUUCCGGCCCAAAGCACUCCCUGCUCAGCCUCUCUUCCUCUUCCUCCCUCCUCUGCAAGGUGAGUACAGCCGGCGGCGGGUCCAUGCCCAGAGCUACCCCUUCCUCUGCCCCGUCUCUGCUCGGCCCACCCGCCAAGCGUCACAAGUCCUCCUCCAUGAGGGUCUUCCGCCUGAGUAGUGGCGAGCUCAUGGCCCUUCCACACAGUGAACCUCCGAAGGAAAUAGGCUGCGAGUUCUGCGGGGAGUAUUUCGAGAACCGCAAAGGCCUCUCCAGCCACGCCCGCUCCCACCUGCGCCAGAUGGGCAUCACCGAGUGGACCGUCAACGGCUCGCCCAUCGACACUCUGAGGGAGAUCAUCACAAGGCGGGGCCUGCCUUGUGCUCUUCCUCUAAAACCUCUCAAAACUCCACCCCGGUCCUCUCCGGGACCCCCUCGUUCGCCUCUGCCCACCUCUUCUUCCUCCUCUCCCUCUGCCACCCUCCUCAGCCGCUUACCCUUCGCCUUUGCCCGCCCCUCAAGUCCCCCACAGUCCACACCGUCUAAAUCGAGCUCGGCUCCACCGACGUCCGCCAGCGGGCUGAUUCUCAAGCUGAAACCUGAGCCGGUGCAGCUGGAGGUCACCUCGCCAGGAACCGCAGGGAGAUCUGCCGGCUUCUCCGGCGAAGCUCUCAACUGCACUUGGAGCAGCUCUGACAGUGUGUUCCCCCUCAACUUGGCCAUGGCCCAUGAAGUGGAGCCCACAAGAGAUAUUCGCUGCGAGUUCUGCGGGGAGUACUUCGAGAACCGCAAAGGCCUCUCCAGCCACGCCCGCUCCCAUCUGCGCCAGAUGGGCAUCACCGAGUGGACGGUCAACGGCUCGCCCAUCGACACUCUGAGGGAGGUCAUGCACAAGAGAGGGGUGGGAGUGAAGAAGGAGUCGACCCAGGGGGCCAGCAGUCCCCUGUGGGAUUACAAAGAGGGUUUGGGUGUUUCAGGCUACCAGUCCUCCAAGUUCCGCAAGUCUCCGCUCAGCUUGCUGCAGUCGGGGUCCAGGCUCCACAAGCAGGGCCUGGGGUCCACGUCUGCUACCCCGCCACCUGGGAAGUUCUUCAGACUCUCCCCACUGGGGAAGAGGCCUCUGUCUGAAGAGACCCAGCCAGUGGAGACCGCCAAGUCACCGCCACAUCAGCCCAAGGCUUUCUCACCGCUGCCACAUGAUUUCUCCUUCAAAAGAAAACCUUCCCCAGACAAACACGGACACCAGGAUCCCAGUUGCGAGCUGUGCGGCUUCUACUUCGAGAACCGCAAGGCCCUGGCCAGCCACGCGCGAGCCCACCUGAGGCAGUUCGGCGUGACAGAGUGGUGCGUGAAUGGAUCCCCCAUCGAGACGCUCAGCGCCUGGAUGCGCAGCAGGCCGCAGAAGGUGCUGGAGAUGCAUCGCAGCUACAUGCAGGGCAACCGCUCCACCCUCAAGAAGAAGAGCAGCUCAACGGAUUCUGAUCAUAUCCUCCCCAUCUCAUCACAGAAGGCCUCCUCUUCCUCCUCCUCCUCCUCCCAGUGGUCGUCUUCAUUGGCUGUAAGCCUGGUGCGGGCCGGGCUGAGCCGCGAGGUCAGCCAGGGCUCUUCCAGAACCGCCGAGGGUGAAGCCGGUCCCAACCUCCACGCUCUGUUCAGGCCCGGCCGCAGCAGUCCCAGCCCCUCGCGGCUCGCCGGCGGCCUCCCGCUCCAAGCACAGGUGGCGCGCAGUGAGCUUAACGUCCGCCUGCCGAGAGGUUAUGAGCGGCGGCCCUUGAAGCACCCGUCGUUCCCAGACGGAACGGAGAGUCCUCCCAAACCCCCCCGCACAGGCACCGUCCCCGCCCUGGUGCCCAAACCGCCCUCCUACCCACUGGUCAAACUGGUGGGCAAGUUCUACACCCUGAAGUGCCGAUUCUGCGAGGUGGAGUUUCACGGCCCGCUGUCGGUGCAGGAGGACUGGAUCCGACACCUCCAGCAGCACAUCCUCAAGAUGAACUACAACAAGGCCGCCGCGCCCAAAGCGGCCCCCGCUGAACCCCCGGCCCCGGUCGACGCCGCGGCCCCGGUCCCUGUCCAAGCCUCUCCCCCGGCCUCCACCUCUACCUCCAGUACCACCUCCACCACGCCUGCCCAAGCCUCCACCCCGACCUGCGACGCGCCUCCCGACGGCCGCUCCACCACGCCUCCGGUGGCCGAGUGUGCUCCGCCGGUCACUGCCACAGAGAUUGUAACUGUCUCGGAGGAGCAGCCCACCCUAUCUCCAGCUUCUAUCCCCCUCCCCGCCCAGACAGUGUAAGCUCAAACUCAUCGCUGUCAUUUAAACCCUUUUCUUUUUCCCUUUUUUUAAAAAUAUCUCUUCGUCCAUCCGCUUCUUUCCUUUCGGCCUUCACAAAGUGUUGAGAGAGGAUCGUUUCCCCUCCAAAGAGCCCUCUGAGCCCCAAGCACCUUUUGAAGCAGCUUUCUGGACUGUUACUAAGUCCCGUUACCAGGGGAACGAAGCUCUCCUGGCUUAUCCGCGAGUUUGGCAAGUAUCAUGAGGAGAGAUGAACUAGUGUUUUGUGAUUGCCUUGUUUCUAUUGAAUGUCCAGGUGUUGACGCAGACCUUUGCUGUACCUCUCUCCUCCCAGUCACCUGGGGAUUUAGGGGUUAAUGUAGCCCUUUAUCAAGCUUCAACCCUCCUGUCUGCUACAGUUUCGUCCCCCAUUUCCUUUUAUGAACAGACUUUGACCAUUUCUAUCAGCACGCCGGUUGCGCCGGCCUUCUCACCUAAAGGUCCCGACUGAGAUUAAAUGACAUUUAUAAUCACGCCAGUCUCGUCUGGUCGAGACGUCAAACAUGUGGUAACACGAA
Anarrhichthys ocellatus (wolf-eel) is the source of this 7296-nucleotide messenger RNA. RefSeq names its product WIZ zinc finger b (gene wizb). Gene Ontology annotation, biological process: regulation of transcription by RNA polymerase II. The transcript has 17 exons. The record is from RefSeq and is a predicted model, not a curated record. NCBI's taxonomy places the organism in Eukaryota, Metazoa, Chordata, Actinopteri, Perciformes, Anarhichadidae. Gene Ontology annotation, molecular function: DNA-binding transcription factor activity, RNA polymerase II-specific; RNA polymerase II cis-regulatory region sequence-specific DNA binding. Gene Ontology annotation, cellular component: nucleus. The coding region runs from base 500 to 6742 and encodes 2080 amino acids.